AUGCUGGUCCCUCCAAGGUGUAGCCUACGUCGUGAUUGGGCUUCGUUCACCUACACAGCCGAGAGCUUUAUGCCUUACCUCUUCGUUUCCUGGUGCCAUGGGUUAGCAAACAACGGCAUGACAGACGAGCAACGAGCAACGCUUAGCCGAGAUUCCGACGAGUACAAAAUGCGAGUUAACGGAGCCAAGCUGAACGUCUCCGGCCUUCUCUUGUAUACCACCCUUCUUUGGCUGCUUAAAGGUUGUUGGACAGUGUAUUACACACGCCUAACAGCCGGCAUUUACUUUAUGCAUCGCUGGAUGAUUGGCGCCUACAUCAUCAUGCCCCUGACUUACAUCGCCUGUGUAUGUGUCGCCCUCCUCCAAUGUGUCCCCCUUCACCGACAGUGGCAGAUCUACCCCGACCCGGGCAACCACUGCCAACCGGCGAUAUCAGUUCUGCAGACGGUUUUCGUCAUGGUCAUGAACACCGCCACGGACUUUUAUCUUCUCGGUAUUCCCGUGCCUAUGCUCUGGAAGUCGAAUCUGCCCUGGUCGCAGAAAUUGGUGCUAUUCAUCAUGUUCAGUGGCGGAUUUCUGGAAAUGACAUUUGGGAUUAUGCGAGACGGCAAGCUGACUCACCUCAAGAAGGGAAAUAGGGACCCCGCGCAAACAGGCUACUGGUCUGUCCGCGAAUCUUUUGUCUCCUUUGUUCUGACCAACAUGCCCAUGGUGUAUCCGCUGAUCAGGCGGUCGGUACUUCGCGCCGUCUACUCCUUCGGCGGCUGGUUAUGCCCAGGAAGCGGGACAAACACCACCACCGACAAAAAUGACAACAGUAUCGGAUCAAACGGAGUCAUGCUCGCCCGAUAUAGAUCUCCAUAUCCCAUAGACAGCCCAAUGUUCCCACCAACCCACCAAGGUUCAUCACACAGAUGGGGUCCCAAUCCCGAUCCGAUCUUCCCGAUACCCGGCAGCGAGACCUUUUGGGUAAGCACGACAGAUGAGGAGGGUACUACCGGCACCGGCACUACCGACACUACCGGCACUACCGGCACCGGACCACCAGGUAGCGGAGAGGACAUCUCUAGAAAGGAUACGAUCCCGACGGCGGCAAAUCGGAGUGGUGGGAUGGUGAGCUUUAGGUCAACCUGCGACAGUCCUGCUCGGAGUAGAAACGACUGUGGACGGCCCAACUUGACGAUACAGACAGCAGCUUCGCCAUACCUUGGGGUGGUCACGUCGGUGGAGAGUUCGGGCAUGAUUGCGGAGCAGCCCCAUCAUGGUUGGUGCUCGUGUGAGAGUAGUAGUCACAGUGUAAGCAACGGCACGCCGGGAAGUGUUAUGGCGAUUGUAGUCACGAGAGAGGUCAGUAUUGUGAGGGAGGAGGGGGUGGUUCCCCCUAGGCAGAUUACCCCUGGGUUGCCACCGACCCCUGGGUUACCACCGCCGGCUGAGCUAAUGGAAUGGAGGGGGUCCACACAAGCCAUUGAUCAUUGUUGA
Messenger RNA from Neurospora hispaniola, 1482 nucleotides. RefSeq lists its product as uncharacterized. The transcript is spliced from 4 exons. Lineage: Eukaryota; Fungi; Ascomycota; Sordariomycetes; Sordariales; Sordariaceae. The record is from RefSeq and is a predicted model, not a curated record. The coding region runs from base 1 to 1482 and encodes 493 amino acids.